CAAAGCAGGCGCUGCACAGAGAGCAAAUCGCCUGGACGGCGGGCAACGCUACCGGCGCGGCGCCUCGACGAUUUAACCUUGGCGCUCCAAGCGAGAGCAAUUGCCCAAAACGGCAGGCAAGACGCGGGCAGCCCAAAACAGCACCAUGCCACCCCACCAGCGCACGACACUCCUAGACGACGGCAGCCCCGGCUCCGACGCCUGGAUCCCGAAGACGCCCUGGCACGAACUAAGGACGGUGAUAGGCCGCGAGGGCCCCGUCGAGGCGCCGAUCAAUUCGCUGCGGGACCCGCGGACGCCGUGGACCGCGCGUUUUAGAUAUGCGCAGCACCUGACGCACGGUUGCGAAGACGUCGAGUUAAGGACGAAAUUGCUCCUGGCGCAGGCGAGGAAUUUAGAGAGGACGGCGUCCUAUGAGGAUGACGAGGACGACGACGACGACGACGACGAGCUCGAUGCUCUAUUAUCAGUCUUGUGGAGGGCUGGUGCUUUAACAAAAACAAAUAGAGGCUUACUAGCAUUAGAUGCGUACGCGGCCUGGGCCACGGCGCUGCACUACGCCCUACUCCCAAACCUACUCGCCUCGACAGAAGCCCUCGAGAGCGCGAGAGGAGACUGGGAGCGCGACGUCUCGAGGAGCGGCGCGUUUGAAGGAGGUAGAGACCACAUACCUCAAACCGAGGACCCCGUCGGCCUGCAGCUCCAGCGUUUUGAUGACGAAAGUUCUUUAUCUUCCGUGGGCUCCGUCCAAAGAGACAAUUCGGAAGACUCCUACGCGCCGCCGCCGUCUCCUUCCCGUUUUGAAGAGGAGCCGGGCAUCGACCAGGCGGCCUUUGCGACGGGCAUGCGCGAAGUUUUAAGGGUGUGGGCCCCGGACGAUCAAGCGCCUCUGCUGUAUUCGUUGAUCCAGGCGAUCUUCGGCGGUCUGGACGACGUCUGCAUGGCGAACCACGCGCCGUACGCAUUAGAUACAUUUAGACGGCCUUCAGACAUCCCUUGUCUAGCUUUACUACCUCUGAGCUACGCGCGGGAACGGUGCGGCGAGUGGCUCAAACGCUUCGACAACGGCGCUAUUCUGGCGCGCCGGGCCCAAAAGGAGUUCGAAGCGUCCCAAGCGAACCCCGACCAGCCACCUAGACACUUAUUGCGACCGACGGGGCCGUCUGUCGAGCUAAGUAAAGUGCCCAACAGAGAAAAGCGGUCCACCGUCGUCUCCAAACAGUUAGCGAGGCAUUUCUAUUUACCAAAGGCCACGCGUGACUGCGGCUCUGAUGCGAGACGGUUUCUCUUGACGUUGAGACAGAAGCAGUCGGCGACUGUGUGGAAAUCAACCAGUGUGUCGGGUGCAUGCGGUGAGGAACCGACAUCGACACGCCAUCGAGCAGGUGUCGCGUCGAUGGCGUGGAGGUCGACGAACGCGCCGUAAAUUUGAUUUCCACACAGGUCGGCGAUCGAGAAGGACUUUCUGCGGCGCCGGUCGGAGCGGCAUCGCACGGAGCAGCCGUCUCCUUUGUGCAAAUAUCUACCUCCCCGAGAAGUGCUGACGCCGUGGGCUCCGGACAAUUUCAAUCCCGUGGGCACCAAAAUGCGGGCCAAAAAACGCGACCCGCUGCGUUCCGGUCUCUUCGCGCCGGGCCCGCGCUCUGUGGGCGGCGGUCACACCGUGAAGAUGGCCAAGGCGUCGCCAAAACCGCCGGAGUAUUCCAUCUUGACGGCGCCGCACAUCCAUAGAGCCACGGACAUCUCGUUAAGGGGGCCCCCAACCGAGAAGAAGCUCUCGCAGCGCCAGCUGUUGAAAAGGGCCGAGCGGCGCGCGCGGCAACGACUUAGACAAGCCGUCGACGCGCGGUCCAUCGGUUUAUUGGUGCAGUACGGCGAGGCCCGGGGCGCCCGCGGUGGGAGCACGCAGGCCGACUCCUUCGUCGCGCCCGACGACGAGUGGCCGUCCACCACAGUAACGACGCUGCAGCUGGAUUCCCAAGUCGAGACGCACCUGUCAGCCGAAGCCCAGUACGCGCAGGGCGUCCUCGACGGUAGGGUGGUGGUGGCCGCGGACGCGGGCGCGGCGACUUAUGGAAUGCAGAGGCCGAGCGACGACCCUGCCGAUGAUAGGAUCCGCGCUGAAUUGGCCGAGGCGAAGCGCAAGGCCGCUUUAAGGCUGCCGCGGGCGCCGCUCGAAGAGAGAGACGCCCUGCUCCGGAAGCGCGUCCCGCCGGACGUGGACUUGCUCGUGCGGGCGCGGAACAAGAUUUUGGAGGGGGCGCCUGUUUUAUUACGGUACGCGGUUUAACUACAUGUUUUUACAGA
Messenger RNA from Pelagomonas calceolata, 2307 nucleotides. The record is from the annotation of a GenBank genome assembly. NCBI's taxonomy places the organism in Eukaryota, Pelagophyceae, Pelagomonadales, Pelagomonadaceae.